Molecule: messenger RNA, 5012 nt
Organism: Quercus robur (English oak)
Lineage: Eukaryota; Viridiplantae; Streptophyta; Magnoliopsida; Fagales; Fagaceae
Product: disease resistance protein RPV1-like
Exons: 5
Coding region: 276-4532 (1418 amino acids)
Biological process (GO): defense response; signal transduction
Molecular function (GO): ADP binding; ATP hydrolysis activity; protein binding
Source: RefSeq, a predicted model, not a curated record
AUGACGCCUAUCCAAAAUGUCACAAUCCCAAUCUAAUCCACACCCAAUAAUGUAAUGAUUCCUUACUUACCUACUUUAGGGAAUAUAAGCAGCAAAUGGAUUAAUGGAGUAUAUUAUCAAAAAGAAAUCCUUGGCGUGCAAUAUUGGCAAAAACCCAGUUUUCUAACCAUACAAGUAAGAGAUCAGAUGCAAAAACUAAAAACCCAGUUUUCGCACCAUAUAUAAAGCACGCUGCGUCAAAAAGUCAAGAACACUGCACAUGCAGUGAAUUAACUAUGGAGGAUCACAACAACGAAGACGACGCCAUUUCCAGUUACGAAGUUUCGAGGCUCCGAUGGCACGUGUUCUUAAGCUUCAGAGGCGAAGACACACGCUACCCCUUCAUAAACAACCUCUACACCUCGCUCCACAACAAAGGCAUCCGAGCUUUUCGCGACGACGAUGGGUUACGCCGCGGGGACGAGAUCGCGCCGACUCUACUCGACGCGAUCGAGGAGUCCGCAGCUUCCAUCGUCAUCAUCUCCCAAAACUAUGCGGAUUCGAGGUGGUGCCUCGAGGAGCUUUCCAAGAUAUGCGAGUGUAAGAGGCUCAUACUCCCUGUGUUCUACCAAGUUGACCCCUCUGAUGUUCGAAAACAAAGAGGACCCUUCUUCGGAAAACAUUUUAGGGAGCAUGAAGAGAAGGGAAUUGAGAAGGAAAAGGUAAUGAAGUGGAGGAAAGCCAUGGAAACAGCUGGUGGAAAAGCUGGUUUUGUUUUCAAAGACAAAGACAUAGACAGUAAUGAGGAACAAGCAAAGUUGAUUCAACGUUUAGUCAAAAGGGUGUUGGAAGAACUAAAUAGUACUCCACUGAAUGUGGCUCCUUACACAGUUGGACUCGAGUCUCGCAUUGAAGAAUUGAUGAGCUUGUUAGAUGUUAGAUCCAAUGGCGUUCAAGUUUUGGGAUUAUAUGGGGUGGGUGGGGUUGGUAAGACCACACUUGCGAAAGCUCUUCACAAUAAACUUGUUGGUAGCUUUCAGUACCUCGUUUUCAUGAAAAAUAAUAGAGAAAAUUCUGAAGAAGAUGAAGAUUUAGUGUACCUUCAAAACAAACUUAUCAAUCAUAUUUCUCCUGGUAAGCCUCCUGUGUAUGAGGUUAGUUCUGGUAUCUCUGCAAUCAAAGACGAAGUUUAUGAGAAGCGAGUUCUUAUUAUUAUGGAUGAUAUUCACAAUGUAAGACAGCUUGAAGUGCUAAUUGGGGGAAGAGAUUGGUUUUCUGAAGGAAGUAGAAUUAUUAUUACCACAAGAAACAGAGAUGUUUUACCUGAUCAUCUUGUGAAUGGGUUUUAUGAGGUCAGAGAGUUGGCCUUCACUGAGGCACUACAACUUUUUAGCCACCAUGCGCUAAGAAGAGAGAAACCCACAGAAAGAUUUAUGAAUCUAUCCAAGCAAAUGGUCUCUCUUACAGGAGGUCUACCAUUGGCCCUGGAAGUAUUUGGUUCUUUUUUGUUUGAAAGGUGGAGAAUAGAGGAAUGGAAAGAUGCCCUGCAAAAGUUGAAAAGGAUUCGUCCACGCAAUCUUCAGGAUGUGUUGAAGAUAAGCUAUGAUGGGUUAGAUGUACAAGAACAGCGCAUAUUCCUUGACAUUGCAUGUUUAUUCAUUAAAAUGGAAAUUAAGAGAGAGGAUAUACUUGAUGCAUUGAAAGGUUGUGGUUUUAGGGCUGAGAUAGCAGUUACAGUGCUCAGAGCAAGAUCACUCAUUAAGAUUUUUGAGGACAAUUCUUUGUGGAUGCACGAUCAGAUUAGAGACAUGGGAAGACAAAUUGUUCUAGAUGAAAGUCCUGUAGAUCCUGGUAUGCGAAGUAGACUGUGGGAUCGUGAUGAAAUCAUGAGUGUCUUAAAGGGUGAGAAGGGAACAAGAUGUAUAGAAGGAAUUGUCCUAGACUUCGAAGGGAGGCCCAUUGUUCAGGAUCCAAGUGGUGAGAGAAUUUCUAGGGAAAACCUUCAAAGAAGGCCCAAUUUAACCUCUGCAUUAACAUACAUGAAAGAAUGGUGCAAGAAAUUUCUUCAGAAUAAUGCGGAGAAUGAGAGAAAGGUAGUACUUCACACUAAGCCCUUUGAAUCAAUGGUUAAUCUAAGACUUCUUCAAAUCAACCAUGUGAGAUUGGAAGGGAAGUAUAAAUAUCUUCCAGCUGGACUAAAGUGGCUACAAUGGAAAGAAUGUCCUCUGAAAACUCUUCCUUCUGAAUUUUUUCCUCGGGAACUUGCUGUCCUUGAUCUCUCAAGAAGCGGAAUUGAAAAAGUAUGGGGUUCGUGUACUAGCAAGGUGGCUGAGAACUUGAUGGUUAUGAAUCUCAGCCGUUGCUACAAUUUAGCUGCUAUUCCUGAUUUAUCUGGGAACCAUGCCCUGGAAAAGCUUAUUCUUGUGGGUUGCAAGAAACUGACUAAGAUUCAUGAAUCACUUGGGAACAUGAGUACAUUACUUCAUUUGAACUUGAGAGAAUGUUCUAAGCUAAUCAAAUUUCCAACUGAUAUCUCUGGGCUACAAAAUCUUGAAAUCCUUGUUCUCUCUGACUGCUCAAAAUUGAAAGAGUUACCAAUGAACAUAGGAAGCAUGAAAUCUCUUAAAGAACUUCUUGUUGAUAACACUGCUAUAGCAAAGUUACCAGAGUCCAUUUUCCGCCUUACAAAACUUGAAAAGAUUGAUCUAAAUCAUUGCCAACUCUUAAGAAGACUACCCAACUGCAUUGGAAAGUUGUCUUCCCUGAAAGAACUCUCUCUUAAUAAUUCUGCUAUAGAAGAAAUACCUGAUUCGGUUGGAUCUUUGUCAAACCUUGAGAUAUUAAGUUUAAUGUGGUGUGGAUCACUAACUGCCAUUCCUGAUUCUGUUGGCAGUCUCAUAUCGUUGACACAACUUCUACUUAAUGGUAGUGCGAUCAAAGAACUGCCUAUUUCUAUUGGUUCAUUGUCAUAUUUGAAGGAGUUAUCAGUUGGAAACUGUAAGGAUCUAGACAAAUUGCCUGAUUCAAUUGAAGAACUAGCUUCCAUGGUUGAGCUUCAGUUAGAUGGGACACCAAUCACAUAUCUGCCAGAUCAGGUAGGGGCCUUGAAAAUGCUAAGGAAACUUGAGAUGAGGAAUUGUAAAAAACUUAGAUUUUUACCAGAAUCAAUUGGAAGCUUGCUCGCUCUUACUACUUUGAACCUUUUCGGUGCCAAUAUUUCUGAAUUGCCGGAAUCCAUAGGGAUGCUGGAAAAUCUUAUUUUAUUAAGAUUGAAUAAGUGUACACAGCUCUGUAAGCUUCCUUCUUCAAUAGGAAAUUUGAAGUCCUUGCACCAUUUGUGGAUGGAAGAAACUGCUGUAAUAGAAUUACCUGAAAGCUUUGGGAUGCUCUCAAGUUUAAUGAUACUAAAAAUGGCUAAGAAGCCUUAUAUUGAGUUAUCUGGAAACAGCGUGCCUAAUUCUAUUGAAUUUCCUACUUCUUUCUCCAAUCUAUGCUCGCUAGUAGAAUUGAAUGCUCGUGCUUGGAAACUAUGUGGAAAGAUUCCUGAUGAUUUUGAAAAGUUAUCAUCAUUGGAGAGUUUGAAUUUAGGCUACAAUAAUUUUUUCAGCCUUCCGUCCAGCUUGACAGGCCUUUUCAAUCUUAAAGAGCUUUUAUUGCCCUACUGCAAAGAGCUAAAGUCUCUCCCUCCACUUCCCUCAAACUUGGAGGUGGUGAACGUUGCAAACUGUACUGCAUUGGAAAGUGUGUCUGAUCUUUCCAACUUGGAAAGAUUACAGGAGCUAAACCUUGCAAACUGUGAGAAGGUGGUGGAUAUUCCGGGCCUUGAAUGCUUGAAGUCAUUGACAAGAUUACACAUGUGUGGCUGCAAAGCAUGCUCUUCUAUGGUUAAAAGAAGACUGUCUAAGGUUUGUUUGAGGAACAUACGCACUCUUAGCAUGCCUGGAAGCAGAAUUCCAGGUUGGUUUCAAGAGGGGGUUAGAUUUUCAGAACGCAAAAACCUUAAGAUCAAAGGUGUGAUAAUAUGUGUUGUUGUCUCUCUCGACCAUCAAAUACCGGAUGACUUAAGAGAUCAACUCCCUAUAAUAGCAGGUAUAGAUGCAAUUCUUGUCAAAAUGAAUAAACCUUUAUUCUCUACAAUGCUGAAAUUAGAGGGAGUUCCAAAGACGCAUGAAGAUCACCUGUACUUAUGUCGGUUUCCAGAUUGUCAUCCGAUAGUUUCUAAGUUGAAAGAUGGUUAUGAGAUCAAUGUUAUAGAGCGUGACCCACCAAUGAUUAAAGGGCUUAAGUUGAAAAGGUCUGGGAUUUAUUUGGUUUUUGAAGGCGAUGAUGAUUAUGAAGGAGAUGAAGAAUCCUUAGACGAAAGCCAACUAUCUAUUUCAGAAAAGCUAUCAAAGUUUUUCAGCUGUCUGGAAGAGGAAGAUCACACCUCUCAAUCUGAUUGUGUAGUUGAAAGCCAAGUGCAAGCGAUUGAGGAAGAAGAAGAAGAAAGAGAAAUAUCUGAGCCUGUUUGGUGGGACUUUCUGCGGCCUUUGCAAAGGUGUUUUUGCCUAUAAAAAAGAGAAGCUACCUGCAAUCCUUGACUCAUCUGCUACUAGUGCUACAAGGCCAACAUCACCUUUCAGGUAAAAUGCAGCUUGGAUUCAAGCAUUUUGACCUCCAAGCACGCAUGCUUCUGCUUGUGAAUUUCAGGCAAGGGACUGGGUCUCCUCCACACAAUGUAUAAUUCAGGCCAUUUACACAGCAAUGAUUAGAAUGGCAAUGUUAUACACUCUACUUUCCCAGUCAAGAUGGGGUUUGAGAUGAACUAUAACUACCAAAGAAUUUGUGAAAGACUACUGUUGUAUCUAUUUUUGUGUGUGUAAAAUAUAACAAAAACACUAGGUACCCUAUUUGGGACUUUCUCCAAGAACUCAUAUUUUGUUUUGAUUUCCAUUUUUUAUAUCUAUUUUCUGAAUUUGAGAACCAAAAGCACUAGGUACCCUAAUUAGGUCUUGAUUCUUAAAUAUGAAAAAGACCUACAAUUUUCAUUGAUA